AAAGAUGUUGGUGGUCACGGGGACGAGGGUUGUUUGAGAUGUGUUUACUGUAAUGAAUUAUUGCAAAGUUUUGAUGAGGAAACGCUAUCGCUUUGUUUGAUUGCCGUCGAAACGUUUCUGCACCGUGAACCAACAAUGGCCGCACCGAUGCUCUUCAGAAUCAUCAACACCGUCACGAGAUGUCAUCGAGCGGAUGUGCUCGACGAUUGGCCGCAGCGAUUGUCGCGAAUUCUCUUCAAUUUGGCUGCUUAUCUACCAUACGUUCCGUCUGAUGCGUAUUUCUCACAAUGGAGUUCGGUUAUUUCACUUCUCGAUUCCUUCUUCCGACGUCUUUUAUCACAGGCAAUUUCUUUCUCNUGUUUCGAGAUUAUGAGUGUCGUUAUGCGUGUUCAGAAUUUUUCCACCUUCAAGGUCAUUUGA
Anisakis simplex (herring worm) is the source of this 420-nucleotide messenger RNA. NCBI's taxonomy places the organism in Eukaryota, Metazoa, Nematoda, Chromadorea, Rhabditida, Anisakidae. The record is from the annotation of a GenBank genome assembly.